AUGGGACGUGUUGUCAUAAUAACAUCAAAAAUUGUCAGAAAACUGAAAGAGUACUCGCUGUCAUCUACAGGUGCAACCAAAGUAUAUAUCGAUUUGGAUAUCCCUGAAACAGCUGAGCUCCAUACGAGGUAUCGCUUGGAAGAUGAUAUCAUAGAGGAAACAGGGCCGGAAGCCCACUUGCAAGGAACAAUUCAAGAACAAAUGCUCUAUAACAGAAAGACACUAAGAGAAAUAACUGAAAUUGCAUAUGAAUCUGAAAAACAGGAAAAGUUCUAUACUACAGAAGCAACCAUUAAGUCAAUUGAUACAUCAGAUGAGUGGUACUACAUAGGAUGCGGCAAAUGUAAUAAAAAAAUACAAAAAGAAGGGAAUCACUUCUACUGUCUAAAAUGUGAGAAAGAACCUGAGAAGACAUGUCCAAGGUACAAACUUAAGCUAGAGAUAUGUGAUCAUACUGCAACAACAACUUGCACCAUGUUUGAGACAGAAGCAAAAAAAACUGAUUAAGCAAUCUGCAAGAUUCUUGAUAGAUAGGGAUGACUGUGAUAUCCAUGAGCAGGCAGAAAAAUUUCAGAAAAUAUGUGGGCAGAGAUUGAUUUUUCAGUUCAGACUGAAUGACUAUAAUUUCAAGUACGGUUACCAAGAUUACACUGUUCAUAGAAUAUUUUUAUGGACCCUGAAGAAGAUUCAUCGGUACAACACGUUAAUGUUGAACAGAACACUAUGAAGGGCACUAAAAAGUCUAGGACUAGGAACACAUGUCGCGUUGUACAUUCUGAUGAAGAAUCAGAAGAGGAUAGCCAGGAGAAAGAUGAAUGCAAAUUCAAGGAAUCUAGCCCCAAAAGAAAGCGUACAAUAAGCAUUACUAAAGACAAAGAUUCCGAAAAAGAUGGAACUGAGAAUUAUUCAAAGACCAGCAUAAGGCUUACUGGUGUUGUUGAUAAGGGAUCUAAG
Messenger RNA from Triticum urartu, 954 nucleotides. NCBI's taxonomy places the organism in Eukaryota, Viridiplantae, Streptophyta, Magnoliopsida, Poales, Poaceae. The record is from RefSeq and is a predicted model, not a curated record.